Fusarium odoratissimum NRRL 54006 is the source of this 1146-nucleotide messenger RNA. RefSeq lists its product as uncharacterized. Gene Ontology annotation, molecular function: hydrolase activity. The transcript has 2 exons. The record is from RefSeq and is a predicted model, not a curated record. Bases 1 to 1146 code for a protein of 381 amino acids. NCBI's taxonomy places the organism in Eukaryota, Fungi, Ascomycota, Sordariomycetes, Hypocreales, Nectriaceae.
AUGCCUCAUAAAUUUUCUAACUUGGAGAAGCUUGAGCUGGCUCUCCGUCUAACAUGCAUAGUACCUUGGCAGAUGUUUGCUUCCGUAUCACGCUCCCUCCUGAUUUCCUGGACUAGAGGCCUCCCGGCGCGUUUAUUUCUUGUUUGUGCAGUCAUCAAGGUAGUUUUACGAACCUUCUCUCCCCGGCAGAUUCAGUACUUGUCCCUUUCGACUAAAGACGUAUACAAGUCUUGGAUAGGACGAAGAAUUGCCAAGACCAAGAAAGUAGGAGACCUAACGGCGGCUGCAAGACUUCGCUAUGACUGGGAGCCUCUAGAUGACGGAAAUUCGUCGCUACUUUGGAUUGGUAAUCGGCGUGAAGCAAAGAAGGUCAUUCUGUUUUUUCACGGUGGAGGUUAUGUUUGCCCACUCCUGCCGGGUCAUCUAGAAUGGUGUUGGCGGGCGUAUGUUGCUGCUGGCAUUGAGAUGGAAACCGAAGUCGCAGUGGCAGUCCUCGAAUACACACUCUGUCCUGAGGCGAGAUACCCGGUACAACUCCGCCAGGCUGCCGACGCCCUAGCCCAUCUUUUAUCUUCAAAGGUUCGACCUCGAGAUAUCGUUAUUGGAGGGGACUCUGCGGGUGCGAAUUUGACAGCGCAGCUGCUGUGCCAUCUGAUUGAACCCCAUCCCGCAGUCCCAGAAGUUUUAUUGCCUGAGCCAUUGCUAGGGGCGUUCCUUGUCUCACCGUGGGUCACGCGCUGCACCGACGAUGCAUCAUUCAGGGAAAAUUGUUGGAUUGAUAUGCUUUCUGGCCCUACCGUAGACAAGUCCACGAGGGAGCUGCUGGGUCCUGAUAUCGAAGAGACGUCAGCCAGCCUUGCAUUUCCUCUUGAUAGGGAUAAGUCGUGUUUUGAGGGCAUGGAAUCUAUCCUGAAGCAGCUUUACAUCAGCGUGGGGGUUCAUGAGGUCUUCAGAGACCAGGGCAUUACCCUUGUCCAUGAGAUCCGUUACUUGAAUCCCAAGCUGGAUGUGCGUGUCGAUAUGCAGACCAGGCAAGCACAUGACUUUAUCUUGCUUGAGGGUCAGGAAGAACGAGAUGGAGAGUGCAUCCAGCAUAUGAAAGAUUGGAUGAGAGAUUUGCUAGCUAUAAAAUUCAACAAGGGCUAG